This is a messenger RNA of Branchiostoma floridae (Florida lancelet), 744 nucleotides long. RefSeq names its product nose resistant to fluoxetine protein 6-like. The record is from RefSeq and is a predicted model, not a curated record. The transcript has 5 exons. NCBI's taxonomy places the organism in Eukaryota, Metazoa, Chordata, Leptocardii, Amphioxiformes, Branchiostomatidae. The coding region runs from base 1 to 744 and encodes 247 amino acids.
AUGCCAGGCCUGGGGGGGGGGGGGGGGGGGCGCAAGCAGUUUGAGGCCAUCCUGGCGCGGUCUCGCAGCCUGCCCGGCUCCGCAGACGUGAUGGGGCGAGGUGACAUGCUCGCGCAGAAAACCGAGAUCAUUGCAGAGUUGGCCAAGAAGAGCCUGAGUGACCUCCAGGCUCCCAUUAGGGGAUAUUAUAACUACUAUAUGAAGCCGUACUGUCGUAUCGGCCCGUACUUAGUAGGAAUUGCUGUUGGCUGGCUGCUGGUUAAGAUGAAAAGGAAACAGACAAGGAGCAUGACCGUCCGCCUGCUGAUGACUAUUGGUUGGCUCGUUGCUGCUGCCUCUGCCAUGGCUGUGUUGUAUGCUACGUACGGCAAGUACCACGGAACAACUCUCCAGACGGAAGCCGAGAACGUACUGUACCUGACUAUCCACCGUACCGUCUGGGCCAUGGCGCUUGGCUGGGUGGUUGUCGCAUGUCAUCAUGGAUACGGAGGAGUGGUGGACAUCAUCCUCUCCUGGGACGCCUGGGUGCCCCUGAGCCGACUGACCUACUGUGCCUACCUCAUACAUAUUCAGGUGGUGAUAGCAGUUUACAUCAGUAUGGAGGUGCCCAUCCACUACACCACAUUCACUAUGAUCUACUUCUUCUUGGGACACGUGGCUCUAUCCUACGGUUUAGCCUUCCUGGUGUCUGUGGCAGUGGAAGUGCCAUUGCUGGGAUUGGAGAAAGUUAUCUUCAACAAAUAA